Messenger RNA from Ectocarpus sp. CCAP 1310/34, 911 nucleotides. NCBI's taxonomy places the organism in Eukaryota, Phaeophyceae, Ectocarpales, Ectocarpaceae. The record is from the annotation of a GenBank genome assembly.
AUGCGUUCAAACUCGAGAGAAAACGUGACGGUGGUGGUCACCAUCAGCGCGGCGGGUGCCACCCUCGCCCCGUGGAUCAUCUACAACGGACAGCGUCUGCAAGCGGACUGGGUCAAAGGCAGAAACGGCCCUCCGAACGCGAGACUGGCAGUCACCGAUUCCUCGUUCAUGCAGGGGAUCGUAUUGGUCAACUACAUUCGCGACUUUCACCGGCAGCUUCUCGACCGCGGCUUGAUCAACGGCACGCCACACGUGCUCGUGCUUGAUGGCCACGCCUCGCAUGUUACCUACGAAGUUGUCAAAUUGGCCAGGAACCUAAACAUCGUCCGUUACCAGAUACCGUCCCACUCGUCUCAUGUUGUUCAGCCCUUGGACGUCAAAGUGGGGGAGGGGGUUGUGGCGAAUGCCACUGGGCGGGGUGCUGGUCGUGGUCGAGUGGUCGGAAGGGUAGUGAGGAAUGCCGGCGUAUGCAGGUCAGGGCGAACGCUGACGCCGGCACGCGUAGUCGACGUGUAGGUUUUUCUGUACCGAUCCGAACUCAACCUAGAUUGAUUACAAAUCGAUUGAAACCGCCCUUGGAAUUGGCAAGGAGUCGACAAUCAAGUGGUUGGAUUUUUUUUUGGAGCGUCGAGCAGUUCUGCGAUUGUAAGAGGCCACGCUGCACCGUCCUAGCGGUUUGAAUCAGUUUCUGACUGGAAAACCCGGGGAUGUGACCACUCUGUCCCCGGUUGGGGACUCCUCCCCCCCGUUUGUAUGUACUUGCUCCUUGCUUUAGUGUCGAGGUCAGUGUCAAACGGCGAAUCAUGGGGUGAAAGCGAAGUAGAGAAAAACAAGAGAUGCAGCGUCGUGCAUAUCGGGACUGGGGGUUGCCGUAGACGGACGCGAACACCGGUAUAUGCACCCGCUUCUUA